UAACAAUGGCUGCCAUUGAUUAGUUUGUUAAACGCGCAAAACAACAGAAAUUCCGCAAAUAUUAGUUUGGAAAAAAAACUUCAAAAAGAUCGGGAACAUAGGCAGCAGUCAAGACAUGGUAAUUACCUAGCAAAUAGCAACAAAAUUGAUAAUGUCCGCCUCCGGAAGAAAAGUUGCAAUUAUUGGUGCAGGAAUUUGUGGUAUCUCCAGCGCAAUUUGUCUCCAAAAAGCAGAUCCGUCGUUGGAUAUAACACUGAUAUCCGAGAAAUUCUCUCCUAAUCUUACUUCGAACGGUGCUGCAGGUUUCUGGGAUCCAGUUUUCUUGAAAAACACCCCGGUUACUAAAAUAAGAAAAUGGGGAGAGACAACAUUCAAGUACUUGAAAUCCAUUGUGGAUAGCAAUGAUGCUCAUAAAUAUCAAAUGAAAUACCUCACAGUGUAUGAGCUUCAUGAUCAACCAGCUGAGAAAUCAGAAUUAAGUGACAUAUUCAUAUCAUAUGAACAACUCUCCAACAAAGAAAUAAGGAGGAAUUUUCCAUCAGAUAUUGUAACUGGGUUUGUUAUGAGGUCAAUCAUCAUCCCUGGAACACCAUAUCUCAAUAUAAAAAUGUCCGAGUUUCAACAAAAAGGAGGCAAGAUCAUUCAAAGAAAAGUAAAAUCCUUUGAUGAGUUUGCAGGAGAAUAUGAUAUUGUGAUAAAUUGUGCUGGUUUAGGCGCACGCGAGUUGUGCAAUGACGACACUAUCCAGCCUUUCAGAGGACAAGUUGUAAAAAUGAAGGCACCGUGGAUAAAAAACGGUUACAUUCUCACAAGAAAAAAGAAUAAGGAGAAAUUCCUGACAACAUAUAUUUUCCCAAGAGCUUACGAUGUAAUCGUUGGUGGAACACUUCAACCAAAUAACUGGGAUACGACUAUCAACGACAAAGAAACAGAAGCAAUCAUCGAAAGAGCAUCUGAGCUUGAACCGACAAUUAAGAAUGAAGCAGUUAUCAUUGAAGCCUGGGCUGGUUUGAGACCAGUAAGAGAUUCUGUUCGUUUGGAACAUGAGAUCAUCAAUGUUUCAACAAAAUACGGAAGUAAAAUGAAAUUACAGGUCGUCCACAACUACGGUCAUGGUGGAGGAGGCCUGAGUUUGUUUUGGGGAUGUGCUGUAGACGUUAGAGACCUGGUACUUAGUUCUCUUAUGCAGAGUAAUUUGUGACCAAAAGAUGGUUUGGCCAGAAAUGAACUCUUUUUUUUUGAAAAAUGAUAUCAAUAUGUACAUAUAUUGAUAAGAUUUAACAUAUGAACGCUGAUGUAGAUAGGAAUAAGUAGUUAAGUGUAAUAGAUUUUUAUAGUUAAUGAUUUACUGAUUUUACUCCUUUAAUUUCACACUUUACGAAAGCUUUUUUAAGUUAUCCAUAACAUAUCAAUAAUAAAACAACUAUAAAAUAAGAAUAUACCUACAGUGUGAUUAUAUAAAUUACAAUUUGUUUGGCUAAAUAUAUCUCAAAAACUUUUGGUAUAACUACAAAAUAAAACUUAAAACUGUGUAAUGCA
Messenger RNA from Xenia sp. Carnegie-2017, 1539 nucleotides. RefSeq names its product D-amino-acid oxidase-like. The transcript has 11 exons. Gene Ontology annotation, molecular function: D-amino-acid oxidase activity; FAD binding. The coding region runs from base 152 to 1201 and encodes 349 amino acids. NCBI's taxonomy places the organism in Eukaryota, Metazoa, Cnidaria, Anthozoa, Malacalcyonacea, Xeniidae. The record is from RefSeq and is a predicted model, not a curated record.